AGUUUGUUCAUGCUAGCUUGACAGAAGAUUGGAAAGCGACCAGAUGGAAUUCUGCACUGGCUUCUUAACAGAUUCCACACAUUUUAAAUUGUAUCGCACACAUUUUUAGCUGACUUUCCUUCUAACAACCAGUCCUGGCGUGACAACAAAAGCCUAUCUGGGAGGCUCGGCUGCGCUGUGAACCGGGACAGAAGCGGUCAAGACAUUUGGAUACCCUACCAAACAUCUUCCCACUGUCCCAAGGCGAGUGUGUGUCCAUCAUGCCGCUGUUUGGUAAAUCCCACAAGAGUCCAGCGGACAUCGUCAGGACCCUGAAGGAAAACCUGGCCAUCCUGGUCAAACAGGAUAAGAAGACAGACAAGGCGUCUGAGGAGGUGUCGAAGUGUUUGGUGUCCAUGAAGGAGAUUCUGUACGGUAGCAACGAUAAGGAGCCUCACACCGAGACGGUGGCCCAGCUGGCCCAGGAGCUGUACAACAGUGGCCUGCUGAUAUCUCUGGUAGAAAACCUGCAGGUCAUAGACUUUGAGGGUAAGAAGGAUGUGUGUCAGAUCUUCAACAACAUCCUUAGGAGGCAGAUCGGGACGAGGAGCCCCACCGUCGAAUAUUUCGGUUCCCACCAAGAGGUCCUCUUUAUACUGUUGAAAGGGUACGAGACACCCCAGGUAGCGUUGAAUUGUGGGAUUAUGCUGAGGGAGUGCAUCCGCCACGAGCCACUCGCCAAGAUAGUUCUUCAUUCGGAUCAUUUCCAAAGUUUCUUCAAGUACGUGGAGAUGUCCACCUUCGACAUCGCCUCUGACGCCUUCGCCACCUUCAAGGAUCUCCUGACAAGGCACAAAGUGCUUGUGGCUGAAUACCUCGAACAGAACUACGACGCUGUGUUUGCAGACUACGAGAAGCUGCUGCACUCAGAGAACUACGUCACCAAGAGGCAGUCUCUAAAGCUCCUGGGCGAGCUGCUAUUGGACAGACAUAACUUCACGGUGAUGACGCGCUACAUCAGCAAGCCUGAGAAUCUCAAGCUGAUGAUGAAUCUGCUGCGAGACAAGAGCCCCAACAUCCAGUUUGAGGCCUUCCAUGUCUUCAAGGUUUUUGUAGCGAACCCCAACAAGACGCAGCCCAUCGUCGACAUCCUGCUCAAGAACCAGACCAAACUGAUCGAGUUCUUGAGCAACUUCCAGAAGGAUCGCACGGAUGACGAGCAGUUCAACGACGAGAAGACCUACCUAAUCAAACAGAUCAGGGAUCUGAAGAAACCACCGUCCUAGAGAAGCAUCCCUCCUCUGCCCCUUACCCCAACUUUUUAUCAAUAGGAAGACAUACAGUAGAAAAAACCCCACAUUAACAAUAACGGUUAUUCUAUUUCAAUCUUCAAGACGUUAUUUGCCUUUUUUUCUCUUUGUUGGUUCAUUUGAAACUUGUGCAAAGUUUCUUUUGUCAUUUUUUUUUUUCACGUGACCCCUUGUUUUUCUUUCAUCUGUAGCAUGUAGUGCCACGACUCCUGGUGUUGGAGGUAGCAGAUUUGCUGUUGGGAGAACCAGCAAACGGUUCAAAAGCUUCGGACAAAACAGACAUGACCAUUUUUUUUUUUAAUGCUAUUACAGUCACCAGUUGCAGAUGCUCUGUCAGUCUCUGCACUCAAGUUGAAUUAUUUUUUUUUUUUAAUCUAAAUGAAGUAGCUGCAAAACAAAACUUAUAAUGAAGAAUUAAUGCUUUUGUUUUUUAACAGGGUCAACGUGUCUGGUCGUCAUAGCUAAAAGCUUAGUUAGCCAAAUGGCAGCAGUAAUUCUCAGUUGCCUCCUGCUUGCCAAACGUCUCUUUCCUAUUGUAACUGCCAAAGCCAAUGAUGGAUCAAGUGUUGUCCCUUUUUUAGCAUUGCCAAUUCAACAAGGAAAAAAGGCUGAAGCAGUUCUCUGAAAUUGAGAACACACUACAGGAUAUAGCCUAUAAAGGCCAAUUUGUCUAUGAUGAAGGCAUUCAAAGAUCCCAAAGAUUUGGCACUCAGUAGGACUAAGAGAGAAUAGAGGUGUUUUAGUCACUGUUGACCAAAAAUCGCCAACAGAAAAUAACAACUGUAGGAAUAUUUGAAGGGCCUUCUUAAAUGAACAUUAAGCUAUCCAUUGGUACGGUAAGCUUCAAACAUUUUGAUCAGUGGUUCUCUUCGCCGGUGGCUGAUAGCACUUUCUGUAUGAUGAUAUGAUUUUUUUGUGUGUGUUCUACUUAAGCUGAUCACUGUUUUCACAAAUGCUCGAUGGUCAUUUUUUUAUUUAUAUAUAUAUAUAUAUAUAUAUAUAUAUAUAUAUAUAUAUAUAUAUAUAUAUAGUUUCAUUUCUUGUUUGUACACCUGAAGUGAGUGCCAUUGUGAGUGAAAACAGGAGGCACUUUGCUGUGUGGAGGAGAGCAGCUGUAAAGAUGGCUGUUUGGGUUUUCACUCCUUUUUCUUUCGGUGUUGUAUGUAACACGUGUUUAGCUCUGAUUUGGAUCUGAUGUUAGAAACAGGUGAGAAGAUUCAGAGGUGCCUUUAUGGUUUGGUGUGUUGCCCUUUUGUUUUGUUUUUGUAUUUUCAGUAUCUUUCCAGGGGGAGCUUAAUUACUGUGUUAAUGAAAAUAUGCUCUGGAUAGAACAUAUUAGUUGUGAUUAAGCAGUGAACCUCUUAAUUCACUCUAUUUAAGUUACGCUGUCAAAGAAACAAAAGCUGUAACUGAAAAAUCCACAUGUAGUUCAAGGACCAUAGAAUUGUGCAAAAUCAAUACAUACAUACAUUGGCACUUUAUGUCAGUAAAUUUCUGAAUUUAUUUCCCAAUCGAUAUCUGAUGUGCGUCUAUUAGGUUACUUUAAGCUCCCACAGAUGUUUUAGGUUUAAUGUAGUCGUGAUGAAUAACAAUUACAAGCCUCUUAGGACACUCUAAACUGUUUCACAAACAUUUAAAGACUAAUGUCUACCUGCCACAGUGAAUCUUAACAGUAAAAAGGCAGUAGUAGAGUGCAGUAGGUCGUAAACCUGUGAAUUGUCAUUCUAUUCUUUUCAUCUGAAGUAGAAGAAUAAAAACAAUAGCACAACCUAUUUUGUCUUCUGGGCCAAAAAUAAAAAUGCUAUAAGCUGUGACAUAUCAUACUUUAUCAGAAUACAACAUGAGAUGCAAAAGUGGGCCAACCAGCUUUACAUCUGACUUGAGCCAGACUCCACUACGUCUUUGCUUUUUAACUAAAACAAUGAGCAACUUUGGUCCCAGCAGAACUCCACAUCAUCUUCCCGGUUCAGCAGCCCCCUUCAUUUCCACAUUGAUGCUAUUGUACCACAUUCACAACAAAUAAAAGGAUGGGAAUGCA
Perca fluviatilis (European perch) is the source of this 3327-nucleotide messenger RNA. It is a transcript of the gene cab39l, whose product is annotated as calcium binding protein 39-like. The coding region runs from base 261 to 1265 and encodes 334 amino acids. NCBI's taxonomy places the organism in Eukaryota, Metazoa, Chordata, Actinopteri, Perciformes, Percidae. Gene Ontology annotation, biological process: intracellular signal transduction. The record is from RefSeq and is a predicted model, not a curated record. The transcript is spliced from 9 exons. Gene Ontology annotation, molecular function: protein serine/threonine kinase activator activity.